This is a messenger RNA of Fonsecaea erecta, 1284 nucleotides long. RefSeq names its product Alcohol dehydrogenase 4. The transcript is spliced from 3 exons. The record is from RefSeq and is a predicted model, not a curated record. Bases 1 to 1284 code for a protein of 427 amino acids. Gene Ontology annotation, molecular function: metal ion binding; alcohol dehydrogenase (NAD+) activity. Lineage: Eukaryota; Fungi; Ascomycota; Eurotiomycetes; Chaetothyriales; Herpotrichiellaceae. Gene Ontology annotation, cellular component: mitochondrion.
AUGUCGUCAACCGAGGUCUACAGACCUGCAUUUACAGAUCCUCCUGGGACAAACCUCGCGGGCAUUCCCGUCUCCAACCUCAGGCUGUCGUCGCCUUGUGUCAGUUAUGGCCUUCCAUAUCAGGUGGCAUGUGCGAAACACGUCCGGGAGACUUUCAAAGCGUCGAGAGUGUACAUCAUAGCUUCUGGGACACUUUCGCGUGAGACCGAUAGGUUGGACAGGCUGAUUGAAGCAAUUGGCAAGGAUAAGGUCGUUGGCGUCAGGAAGGGGAUAACACCUCAUACACCGUUCUCGCAGGUUUUACAAAUCACGGCCGAAGCAAGAGACGCCAACGCUGACUGCCUUGUGACCUUGGGCGCUGGAAGCAUCACCGAUGGAGCCAAAGUGGUGACUUUUGCAUUGGCAAACAAUAUCAAGACAGCAAAUGAACUCGCCAGAUAUUCUUCCGAGAGCACCGAUAUACCCUCCACGAUACAUGAGCCCAAAGUGCCACUGAUCACAAUUCCGACAAGUUUGUCGGGCGGCGAGUAUUUUAGCCUAGGUGGAGGCACGGACGACGCUACGAAGCACAAAGUAGCAUUUCUGCAUUCUGGGAUGGGCGUGAACUUGGUCAUUCUCGACGCGGAACUGUGCAUAACUACUCCACCGUACCACUGGCUCAGCACUGGCGUCAGGAGUCUUGAUCACUGCGUUGAGGCGAUUUGCUCUCUCGAGAGCACCGAGACCUCCGAUCGAAAAGCGGAGGAGGGUCUAAGGUUACUGGUUCCGAGUCUGCUCAAAUGCAAACAAGACCCACAGGACCUCGAGGCGCGGCACAAUUGCCAGAUGGCAGUUAUUCUUGCCAUGGACAACAUCCGUGCCGGGAUACCCAUGGGCGGAAGCCACGCAAUCGGGCACCAACUGGGCCCUCUUGGCGUGGCACACGGUGUCACCAGCUGUAUCUUGUGUCCAGCCGUCAUGAAGUACAACAUCAAGCACGCAGAUGGGAACCCGGAGAUCAUCAGCCGGCAGGGCAAGGUCAGGAAUAUUCUCUGGUCCGAGCCAGCGGUGGCGGAACAGUUGGUAAGUCAGGGCCUUGGCCAGGACACAGCAGAUCUCGGCGACAUGUUGGACGUCGUCAUCCGCGCCUUGGAUCUCCCACGAACGUUGUCGGAGCUGGGGAUCGGGAGGGAGGUGUUUCCCAGUCUCGCGGAGUCAGCGUUGGCCGACUUCUGGUCGCCAACGAACCCAGUCCCGCUGCUCAAGGCCGAGCAGGUGCAGGAGAUUCUGGAGGCUGUGGUGUGA